CUGGCAUUCAGAACCACCUUGACAGCUUUCCACGGCGACCUCAUGGCUAGCGUUGCUGCAGCCUAUUUCACGCCCGACCAACGCACACCUGUUCGCCGCACCUCCGCUGCAAGGGGCAAGAGGUAUAGUAACACGAGCGUCUCGAAGCGCAAGGCGAUCAAAACGUGGCGGGUCACGGUGCUGCCAGGGCUGAUCAUGUUCCUUUGUACGCUGGGGCUUAUCUUUCUCUCCAUCUUUCUGCUGUUCCUGCUCAUCUCUCAAGGCAUGUUCAAGCGGCAAGUGGUCACUGUGAAUGCCCAGCUAGCAGACACGUACUUUUGGACUCCUUAUGGUCAGUCGUGCGUCCUCACCUCGGCUGGCUUUACCCCCAACUCUUGCGACGCGGACACAACCAGUAUCAUUCCGAAUAAGCCGUUCACGGUCGUCGGUUCCGAAUUGGCCAAACAGUGGGCCGCCGAACUUACUCAAGCCGGAGGGCUGUUGUACGUGACCACGUGUAUCAUUGGCGGUACAAGCAACGUCGGGUGGACGAAUCUGCAGUUCAUCGCUGGCUACGACUAUUUUCCAGAGUGUCUGCCUACGGAGCCGCAAGAUGUGGCCGGCAUGGCCAUGCUCGAGACCACUAUUCGCGACACCCACGUCGACGGUCUCUACUUUCUCACGCUUCUUUUCGACACACUUGUGGGGCUUCUGCGGUCCUUCAGCUCAUGCGUGGGGUACUCUGCGCCCAUCUUCACAGCCGUGUGCAUCGUGUGGAUGACCCAAGUGUGGUGCCACGACGCCUUUUUCCUGGACGUGUACAACAAAUUCUUCUCGGCCCCCGCCUUCCUAGGCUUUUACGUGAAUAAUGCCUCUUGGCCAAGCGGGUCGUACGUGGCCGAAGGGACGCCGCCCGUUGUGACCUACUUGGCCGAAACCAUUGUCACCGCCGGCGGCGGCAGUUUCGGGAUCGCCAUCGCCAUCUCGUCCAUUUACCGCCGCAUCAGGCACAAGAAGUGGCUCGUGUCCACGGUGUGGUGUCGGUCCAACUCGGUGCUGUCGGCCCUCCAUUUGCCCAACUGCAUCACGGCCCUCCCGCUGGAUCCUUCCAACGGCAUCAAAAUGGGCAACAAAAUGUAUUGCAAACCGAGUACCAUCGCCAUCAUGGGGUACACGGCCGUCGUCGAGCGUCAAAAGUGGGGCAAGGACAAGCGGGAUGCCAACCAACUACCGAGCCAACUAAUCAGCAUCUACGCGCUCUUGCCGGUGAUGGUCGUGCCGUCAUGGGUGUCUUCCUUCGGUACAGUGGACCACAACCAUUUCACGCCCACCCCCGCCACACGCCUCGCCCAAGCUAAGCGGUUCAUGCAUACCCGUGGGUCGUGUGUCGUCUGAUGCUUUGUUGACAUUUGAACACUCGUGGGUAUUGGCUGGGCUGUAGGCAGUGGGUGUGUAGUUUCUAGGUGUAUAGAGUACGG
Molecule: messenger RNA, 1457 nt
Organism: Aphanomyces astaci
Lineage: Eukaryota; Oomycota; Saprolegniomycetes; Saprolegniales; Verrucalvaceae
Exons: 12
Coding region: 43-1374 (443 amino acids)
Source: RefSeq, a predicted model, not a curated record